UUUGCCCCUUCCCUCCGUCGUCCUUCCGCUGCGCCCAUGGCUCCCUGUCACUGCGCAAUGCUCCCACUCUUCUGUAGCCUCGUCUUCUCCAUGGCGGCAGCUGUCGUCGGAGAGACCGGCGGCGACGUCGGGCGCCCGACGCACCUGCAUUUCUACUUCCACGAGAACUUCUCAGGCGGCCCCAACGGCACGACGGUGGUGGUGUCCAAGGUGCGCGGCGGCAGCAAUAACAGCUCGUUCUUCGGCGGUGUGUUUGUCGUCGACGACAUGCUCCGGGAGGGCCCGGACCCGGCGUCCCAACUCCUCGGCCGCGCGCAGGGGCUCACCGUCGGCACGUCACUCUCCGACGGCGCGCUCCUGACGGUGCUUAACUUCGUGUUCACGGAGGGCGCCUACAGCGGCAGCUCCCUGACGCUCCUCGGCCGCGCCCUGCUGGGCACGGUCAUGGAGAGGCCCAUCGUCGGCGGCACGGGCGUGUUCCGGAUGGCGCGCGGGUAUACGCUUAGCAAGAUGGUUCAGUCGCCGGACCCCAACAACUUGCUUGUCCUGGAGUACGACGCCUACAUUUGGCACUAGCUAGGAGCCGAUUCUGCCAUGGGGUGUCGUCUUGAAGUUUCGGAUGUGUGUAAUUGUGUGUAAAGUCACCAUGAAUAAAGAUGCUUCGUUGCGAUGUGAA
Sorghum bicolor (sorghum) is the source of this 676-nucleotide messenger RNA. Its product is annotated as dirigent protein 1. The transcript has a single exon. NCBI's taxonomy places the organism in Eukaryota, Viridiplantae, Streptophyta, Magnoliopsida, Poales, Poaceae. Bases 37 to 576 code for a protein of 179 amino acids. The record is from RefSeq and is a predicted model, not a curated record.